AUUGACUUUGCCAAUCAUUCUAACACUAGUCCCUUCUCAUUCAGCUCUUCGAGGUUGAAUAGAUUGGAAACAAUGGAUGAAUAUCCUCUGGAGCAGCAAAGUCAAUCUCAUGAACAAGAGAACGAAAUAGUUACAGAAGGUAGUGCCUUUGUGGAUGGUGAGCCUCCUUCUCAAGACGGUAGUGUUCCUCCUAAAGUUGAUUCCCAAAUGGAAGUCCUGGAUGAGAAAGUCAGUAAGCAGAUCAUUAAGGAAGGUCAUGGCUCCAAACCUUCCAAGUACUCCACAUGCUUCUGUAAGUACCACCACUUAGCUCUCUGUUGAUCAACUGGUUUAUAU
Brassica oleracea var. oleracea is the source of this 336-nucleotide messenger RNA. Its product is annotated as peptidyl-prolyl cis-trans isomerase FKBP42-like. The record is from RefSeq and is a predicted model, not a curated record. The transcript is spliced from 2 exons. Lineage: Eukaryota; Viridiplantae; Streptophyta; Magnoliopsida; Brassicales; Brassicaceae. Bases 73 to 321 code for a protein of 82 amino acids.